Molecule: messenger RNA, 5351 nt
Organism: Cyprinodon tularosa
Lineage: Eukaryota; Metazoa; Chordata; Actinopteri; Cyprinodontiformes; Cyprinodontidae
Gene: nrp1a
Product: neuropilin 1a
Exons: 17
Coding region: 1-2775 (924 amino acids)
Biological process (GO): vascular endothelial growth factor signaling pathway; axon guidance; angiogenesis
Cellular component (GO): membrane
Molecular function (GO): vascular endothelial growth factor receptor activity; semaphorin receptor activity
Source: RefSeq, a predicted model, not a curated record
AUGCAUUGUGGAUUAGUUUUUGUCCUGUUUAUGGGAUUCCUCCUGGUGCUCGAGGCUUUUAAAAACGAUAAAUGCGGUGGCAACAUCAGAAUCUCCAGCGCCAGCUACCUCACGUCGCCAGGUUACCCCGUGUCCUACCCCCCCUCCCAGAGGUGCGUGUGGGUCAUCUCGGCGCCUGGUCCUCACCAGCGGAUCCUUAUCAACUUCAACCCGCAUUUUGAUCUGGAGGACCGAGAGUGCAAGUAUGACUACGUCGAGGUGCGAGAUGGCGUGGAUGAGAGCGGGCAGCUAGUGGGGAAGUACUGCGGGAAGAUAGCCCCCUCGGCGGUCGUCUCCUCUGGAAACCAGCUCUUUAUCAAGUUUGUGUCGGACUACGAGACGCACGGAGCGGGUUUCUCCAUCCGAUAUGAGAUCUUUAAGACAGGUCCCGAGUGCUCCAAAAACUUCACCUCCAACAGUGGUGUCAUAAAGUCGCCAGGGUUUCCGGAGAAAUACCCCAACAACCUGGACUGCACCUUCAUGAUCUUUGCCCCAAAGAUGUCAGAAAUCAUCCUGGAGUUUGAGAGCUUCGAGCUGGAAGCCGACCCAACACCCCCUAGUGGUGUCUUUUGCCGCUACGACCGGUUGGAGAUCUGGGAUGGUUUCCCAGGAGUCGGGCCAUACAUCGGACGGUACUGCGGCCAGAACACCCCCGGCAGGAUCAUCUCCUAUACAGGAAUUUUGGCACUGACAAUCAACACGGACAGCGCCAUCGCUAAGGAAGGCUUCUCUGCUAACUUCACCGUCCUGGACAAGACAGUCCCAGAGGACUAUGACUGCAGCGACCCACUGGGAAUGGAGUCGGGAGAGAUAACAUCAGACCAAAUCAUGGCUUCAUCCCAGUACAACCCCAGCUGGUCCCCAGAGCGCUCCAGACUCAACUACUAUGAAAAUGCGUGGACUCCAGCAGCCGACUCCAACAAGGAGUGGAUUCAGGUGGACCUUGGCUUUUUGCGGUUUGUCUCUGCCAUUGGUACACAGGGUGCUAUUUCCCAGGAGACCCACAAAAUAUACUUUGUCAAGUCCUACAAAGUAGACGUCAGCUCAAAUGGAGAGGACUGGAUCACCUUGAAAGAAGGCUCCAAACAGAAGAUUUUCCAAGGCAACACCAACCCAACAGACGUUGCCAAGACAAAGCUGCCUAAACCUACGCUGGCGCGCUUCGUUCGCGUCCGUCCAGUGACCUGGGAAACAGGCAUUGCUCUGCGCUUCGAGGUGUACGGCUGCAAGAUAUCAGAGUACCCCUGCUCUGGCAUGCUAGGCAUGGUGUCAGGCCUGAUCACGGACAACCAGAUCACGGCGUCCUCUCAUACGGACCGGAGCUGGGUGCCUGAGAACGCCCGCCUUCUCAACAGCAGGACAGGGUGGACCCUGCUGCCUCAGCCACAGCCUUUCACAAACGAAUGGCUGCAGGUGGAUCUUGGUGAAGAGAAGCUGGUGAAGGGGUUAAUCAUACAGGGAGGCAAAUACCGGGAAAACAAGGUCUUCAUGAAGAAGUUCCGUCUUGCACACAGCAAUAAUGGCUCUGACUGGAGGAUGGUGCAUGACACCAGUGGAAACAAGCCAAAGAUAUUUGAAGGUAACAGCAAUUACGACACUCCUGAGCUGAGGACAGUGGAGCCCCUGCUGACCCGUUUCAUCAGAAUUUAUCCAGAGAGGGCCACUCCUGCUGGGAUGGGCCUGCGACUUGAACUCAUUGGCUGUGAGAUUGAAGCUCCGACGCUACUUCCAACCACUGCAGUCCCAAGCACCACCCCUUCGGACGAAUGUGACGACGACCAGGCGAGCUGCCACAGCGGCACAGGUGAUGACUACGACGUGACAGGUGGUUCCAUAAUGCCUGAGACCACAACCUCAGAAGUGGACACCAUUCCAACGUUUCAGUGGUUUGCCUGCGACUUCGGUUGGCCCAAUGAUCCGUCCUUCUGCAGCUGGACACCAGAGGACACUGGUUCGAGAUGGCAAAUCCAGUCCAGUGGCACCCCAACUCUCAACACUGGUCCUAACAUGGACCACACAGGAGGAUCAGGGAAUUUUAUCUACACUUUAGCGACUGGUCUACAAGAGAACGAAGUUUCUCGACUGGUCAGUCCCCCGGUCAACUCUCAGGAUGCUGACCUGUGCCUGUCUUUUUGGUACCAUAUGUAUGGGCCGCACAUUGGAACAUUGCAUAUCAAACAGCGUAAGCAAACUGAAGGUGGAUCGGCUGAUAUAUUGCUUUGGACGAUCAGUGGUCAUCAAGGCAAUCGCUGGAGGGAAGGACGUGUUCUCAUGCCACGCACUAGCAAACCCUAUCAAGUGGUGAUUGAGGGUCUUGUACAGAGGAAAAGUUGGGGAGACAUUGCUGUAGAUGACAUUAAGGUUCUCGAAGGAGUUGGUCAGACAGACUGCGAUGAUCCUGUUGUGCCGACUGAGCCAAUUCUACCUGAGGAUGAAAUUGACAAAAUUUUUGAGGAAAUCACAGACUUUCCAGACCUGGUGGAAACGAACCAGAUCAGCGGCGCUGGCAACAUGCUGAAAACUCUAAAUCCCAUCCUUAUUACCAUCAUCGCCAUGUCAGCCCUGGGGGUUUUCCUGGGUGCCAUCUGUGGUGUGGUUUUAUAUUGCGCUUGCUCACACGGCGGCAUGUCAGAGAGGAACUUAUCCGCCCUGGAGAACUAUAACUUUGAGUUAGUCGAUGGUGUCAAGCUAAAGAAAGACAAACUCAAUGUACAGAACUCAUACUCAGAGGCGUGAGAUGGGUCUGGCUGCUUUCAUAUGACUAACAAACGGGCAGAGCUCGCACAAAAAGACAUAAACAACUCAAGGCAUAUCUUCUCAUAUGUCUGCCCCAUAGGUGGGCUCAACAGGACUGCCAAACACCCUCUACUCAUUAGAUGAGGGUCAGGUUCAGGAAACCAGUGGGAGGUUUGGACUGAUCCACGCUUUUUUCUCAGGAGCUGCAGUAAAAAAAGAACCUACCAGUAGGGGACACUGUGUACAAAUAAAAUUACAGGAAAAAAAAAUAUGUACAGAUGUUUAAGAUGAUAUUAUAAUUUUGUAUUUUGAUUUUCAUUCAUUUCUACAAUCGGAUGCUGGUGUUGAGACCAAUUUAUUAAUGAUGUUUAAAGUAUUUAUAAUUUUCUGGGUAAAAAAAAUGUUUUGUUUUGUAGAAUCAGUUCAUGAAGGCUGUUGUUUCUUUUCAUGCUUUCAAAGAGACGUAUUGAAUCUUUAAAGAACCAUAUUCAACAAAACUGUUAAUUUGCCCUAUAGGGUGGCAUGGCGAGUGCGACCCUAAUCCUUUUCCAUUUUAUCACUCUAAAGUGAGGGUCCCGUUCAUGUAUGGUUCUGACAGUGCCUUUAGUACCUUUUGGUUAGCCUUUUCUGUUGAACUGAGUUCUUCUUUUAAUUGCUGUAUAUUAGGAUUAAGUUAUAAUUAAAGGAAACAGGGGCACAUUACAUUAUAAAGUCCUAUCAAACAGGACUAAAGUUUAUUGCAGCGCUUUUUUGUUUUUUUUUUCUGUCCAAAAAAAGAACUUUGUAAAUACGUUUUAAUAUAUUUUAUUGCCCUUUUUAAAGAAAGUAAAAAGAAAAAAAAAGCUGCAGUAUCCCUUUUUUUCCCCCCCUUCAUGAAUGUGAGUGCGUGUGUGUAAAUACAAUCUUUUGACUGUUUUGUGCAAAACUGCGACGUCGAUCUUAGAUUCUGUUGCUCAGGCAAGGAAGAUUGUUUUUUGGGAUUUUUUUUAUUUUGGUGCAUUUGUUUCAUCUUUCAUUUCUAAAAACAAAAAUACAGCAAAAGAAAGGAUGUGUAAAACAGAAAAACACACACCCUCCAUUAGUACUCCCUCAUGAUUUCACAUCUGUUUUGUAAGUUUGGCAGAAUUAAAGGGUAAAUCUAAACAUGUUUACGUCAAAAAUAUAUAAUGUUGACCAGCAUACCAAAAGGAAAACUACAACCACCUUCUGUUUUAUUCAUUUUACCUCUAACAUCACUGUGGAUGUUCACUGUAGAAGUGCUUUCUGAACAAUGCAGCUUGAAUGCACUUUGUUUUCUGACUCCAGCUUCGAUAGAAAACUGAUAAAAGUGGAGUUUUACCAACUGAAUGAUGGUGCUAUCAGUAGUUUAGUCAGACAUUAAUGUGUUUCAUUAUAAACCCAGUUUCCUACAUGCUGAUGUGUAGCUGAAAGGUCUCUUCUUAGACCUGCAAGAGUUUUAUGUGUUUCACAUGUAGCAGCCAUAACGAUGAUGUCAGAGCUGAUGUCAGAAGAACGGGACAGCGGUGCAGCAGGGGAUCGAGUGGCAUCACCUGAAUCAGGUUAUCUGGCCUCCCUCUGUGGCUUUACCAAAGGAUUGUUGCCCUUCGCCACAAAAACACACACACACCUUUUGACUACAGGGGCUUCUCCAAAGAGAGAACAAGAACACAGUUCAACACCAAGCGGGCAACUUUCAGGCCUGCCCCUUCGAGAGAAGGUCAAGAGGGGGGAAACAACAGGACACUUGUGGGAAAUUGCAAAAUGUAACAGUGUGUUUUUCUUGCUCCUUUUAGACAAAAACACUGCAAAUCUCACCUUGUGAACUUUUAAGGAUCUCAGUCGAGACUGUUUGCAGACGGAGAGAUGAGACAAUCCCACCAUCAAACAGGGAAAGGAGUUCUAAGUGGUGAGAUUUACAAGGACAGAAGGGCCUGAGAAGCCCAAUGAAACUCAUUGCUUCGCCUCACCGCAAUCGAUCCAAUCACGAACUUGUUUUAUUUCUACGAAGGGGUGACGUCUUUUAAAUCUGUGUGCUUUGUAUGUCGUGCCGUGGUGUACACACACUCUCAGCUUGUUCAUUUCAGAUUGGACGACCCGCUCUCCUCAGCCUUCACUUUCAGAGGACAGUAGCUGCAGCAAGCUAGACGAAAAGGAUACUGUAGCGUGGACUCGAAAACAAACGAUGUUGCACUGAGAAAUAUAUUUAAGAGGUUUAUGUGUUUAUAGUGUUCAUUUGCAGAAAAAAAGAAAGGUUAAAACAGAAAAAAAACUUGUGCUCAUUUUUUUUUUUUAUGCAUAAUUUCAGAUUAUCUGAAAUGGAUCCAAAAUGUACAAAUAUUGAGAAGAAUUCAAUAUAAAAAAGAUAAAGUUUUUUUUUUUUCAAACGGAAUAUCCCUCUCUUUAAAAUGUACAUGCCAUGUUAGCGCUUCAUUUUGUACUGUCAUUCAGAUUUUGUGCAGGUUUUUUUUUUCUUUUUUACAAGAAUAAGAAAAAACUAGACUUUUAUUUUCAAUACCGCUUCUGUGAUUUGCUGUUGUAGAGAAAAAAGUAAUAAACAGCAAAGGCCUUAAAAAGCA